AUGUCCACCGAGCGUCGCAUCAAGACCCUGAAAGCAAGGCAGAAGAGCCUUAUCACAUCGUUCGAACUCGCCGUGCAUUUUGUAGAGGGAUUUAAGGAAGACACCGAUUGCCACGAAGUCCCCGUGAGGUUAGAACACCUCAUAACGAUUUGGAAUGAUUUUAACACAGUCCAAGGAGAGCUAGAGACGCUGGAUGAUAGUCACAUUGAGGCUCAUCUGAAGGACCGUAUCGCCUUCGAGACCGCAUACUUCAAAGCAAAAGGGUUCCUUCUAUCGGUGAAUAAAGUAGCAUCUACGCCUCCGUCUCCGAGUACUCAAUCACAUCUGCAAACCUUCUCUACGUCCCACGUGCGUCUGCCAGAUAUUAAACUACCUGUGUUUGAUGGUGCCCUCGACCGCUGGCUUAAUUUCCACGACCUGUUCAUCUCUCUGGUUCAUUCAUCUCACGAGCUUUCAAACAUACAAAAGUUUUAUUAUCUGCGUUCUUCGCUCACCGGGGAAGCUCUGAAAUUGGUACAGACGAUCGCGAUUUCGGCCAACAACUACAUGGUAGCUUGGAAUCUCCUGCUAGACCACUAUCAGAACACCACCAGGCUGAAACAAUCGUACAUAGACUCGCUCUUUGAAUUUCCAUCGAUUAAACGGGAAUCAGCGACUGAACUUCACUCUUUGGUAGAAAACUUCGAAGCCACCGUGAAAAUACUCAAGAAGCUCGGUGAGAAGACGGAAUAUUGGGAUCUUAUGCUCAUUCGAAUGUUGAGCAUUCGACUCGACGCGACUACACGGAGAGAUUGGGAAGAGUAUUGCUCCACUAAGGACGUUGUCACGUUUCAGGAUCUCACAGUCUUUAUCCAACGUCGCGUUACCGUUCUGCAAACGAUCGGUAAAUCCCCAGAAUCUUCAACAGCAAAUCAUACAAAGAAACCGGUUUCACGGCCAGUCGCCAGCCACGGAGCAGCCCAGACCAAUGUUAGAAAGUGCUUAGUGUGCUCCGACAAUCAUCCAUUGUACAUGUGCGCUACGUUUUUCAAAAUGUCACUCGACGAUAAGGAAAAGGAGGUUCGCCGGCAUCAGCUGUGUAGGAACUGCCUGCGUAAGGGCCAUCAUGCAAGAGACUGUUCGUCUUCGAGCACAUGCCGAAAAUGCAGAGGUCAUCACCACACACAACUCUGCUCUCAGUCAGGAUCCAGUUCAUUCAAGGCGAGCUCGGAAUCAUCUCCGCCCAAGGACAAAUCUACUCAGCCCGCAAACGAUCAACAAUCAUCGCCAUCGGUUUCGGCAGCGAUCACGGAAAUAGCCAGUCACGCUUCUGCUGAAGAGCGACCAAAAUUAGUCUUGCUCGCUACUGCAGUCAUACUUGUUGUCGAUGACAACGGGCGAGAACAUCCAGCCAAAGCUCUGCUCGACCCUGGCAGCGAAUGCUCUUUCGUAACAGAAUCGUUCUCUCAGCUGAUCAAGGCACGGCGCCGAAAAGUUCAUCUACCGAUCUCCGGCAUUGGCCAAUCUGCUGCAAGGGCGCGCAGCAUAGUUUUUACCAACAUCCGUUCAAGAGUUAGUGAUUACAGUGCCUCUGUAGAACUUCUAGUCAUGCCAAAGGUGACCAUCGAUUUGCCGUCAUCAUCUUUCGAUGUGUCAACCUGGAAGAUUCCUCCAAAAGUCCAGUUAGCGGAUCCUGCUUUUUACAAAACCAGUCCCAUCGAUAUCGUUCUGGGAGCUCAGCUAUUUUUCGAUCUUUUCAACACGAGCGACAGAAUCGACCUCGGGCACAACCUUCCCGCCCUCGUCAGUUCAGUAUUCGGAUGGGUAGUCACUGGAAGAAGCGCACCCACUCAAUCGUCAUCUCCCAUAGUGGUUAACAUCGCCACAGUCGCAGAUUUACACCAGCUCGUGGAAAGAUUUUGGUGUAUUGAGGAAGACUCCAAGAUGCCAUGCCACUCUAUUGAGGAAGCCGCAUGUGAGGAGCAUUUCCAGAAAACGGUCACUCGGAACACUGAAGGCCGUUAUAUCGUUCGCUUACCGGUGAAGGAAACAAUUCUCAACAACCUAGGUGACAACCGUCGUACAGCCAUUCGACGAUUUCGACUGCUCAAAAGUAAGCUAACUGCCAACGAGAACCUGCAAGGGCAGUACUGUGCAUUUAUGGAUGAGUAUCUUGCACUGCAUCAUAUGGAACGCAUCCAGGACUACCAUCUCCCCCUCGAACGAGUUUACCAUCUCCCACAUCAUGCAAUAAUCAGGGAAGAAAGCACCACGACGAAAGUGCGCGUCGUCUUCGAUGCCUCUUGCAGGACGACAAAUGGACCAUCGUUAAACGACGCCCUGAUGGUUGGACCAAUCCUACAACAGGAUCUACGUGCGAUACUAAUGCGCUCACGUGUGCAUCCCGUUAUGAUUGUUGCAGACGCCAAGCAAAUGUACCGCCAAAUUUUAGUUGAUGCCCGCGACACAUCCCUACAGCGUAUUGUUUGGAGAAAAGUACCGGAUGCCCCCUUGGAGACAUUUGAACUCAAUACCGUGACAUACGGCACAGCCUGUGCCCCCUUUCUUGCCACACGGGUGUUGAAACAACUGGCAGAUGACGAGCGAAAUGGAUUUCCCGAGGCUGCCGAGGUUCUGACUAACGACUUCUACGUCGACGAUUUAAUCUCCGGAGCAAAUUCCAUAGAAGAUACCGUCAACCUCCGGAAACAGUUGGACACACUACUAAGUAGAGGUGGAUUCCAAUUACGGAAGUGGGCAUCCAACGAACCCAACGCAGUUGCUGAUGUUCCCGCAGAGAAUUUAGCUAUGCAACCAACAUUGGAAUUUGAUCGCGAUCAGUGCCUCAAAACACUUGGUCUGCACUGGGAACCUCUAACGGACCGUCUACGGUACAAGGUUCAACUCCCAGAAGAACAUAACGAUGAACCACCUACGAAACGAACUGCUUUAUCCUAUAUCGCUCGAUUAUUUGACCCGCUGGGGCUUGUGGGCCCAGUGGUAACAACUGCUAAACUGUUUAUGCAGUCUCUUUGGAUGCUUCAAGACAACGGUAAGCCCUGGGGUUGGGACAAGGAGCUCCCAUUAUCCCUUCACGAACGUUGGCGAUCAUAUAAACAUCAGCUGCCUCUGCUGAACGAACUACGCAUUGAUCGUCACAUCUGCUGCCCAGCACCCAGGAAUGUGCAAUUGCAUAUAUUUUCAGAUGCAUCUGAAAGAGCGUAUGGCGCAUGUGCGUACAUUCGAUCAACGAAUCCAGACGGCAAGGUCAAAAUUGCCUUACUCACAUCCAGGUCGAAGGUCGCCCCGCUCAAACAGCAGAGCAUUCCACGACUUGAGCUGUGUGGAGCGCUUAUAGCAGCAGAAAUUCAUCAGAAGGUAAUCGUUGCUUUGCAACUUGAAAUGCAGACUUUUUUCUGGGUCGAUUCCACCACUGUACUCAGUUGGUUGAAAUGUAAUCCAUCAACCUGGACGACCUUUGUGGCGAACAGAGUAUCGAAGAUACAAUUGGCCACCGAGAACUGCAGCUGGAACCAUGUUGCAGGUCAAGUAAACCCUGCGGAUAUUCUUUCUCGCGGAGCCACCGCUGAAGCACUUCUGGGUAGCACUUUGUGGUGGAGUGGGCCGGUUUGGUUACAAAUGGAACCUGAUCAGUGGCCAAUCGAACAACACAGCACUCCCCAAACUCAUACCACUCUUCGAGAAACUAGAAGGGUACAAGUAGCAGCUCUCAACGUACAUCACAACCCAUCAUUCAUCGACGAAUUUGUUGCAACAUUUUCCAGCUAUCAACGCAUGCUACGGAUCACUUCCUACUGUAGGCGCUUUCUUCGAAACUGUCGCCGUGAAACCAGAAAAACAUUCAUCAAGAACGAAUCAUUCCUCCAAGCAGAAGAGAUCAAGGCAUCAGAAGGCAUUCUCAUCGCUCUAAUACAGCAGCAAACUUUUUCGCUCGAGUGGGCACAACUAAGUGAGAAACGACCACUUUCCACCAAAUCAAGACUCCGUUGGUUCAGCCCGUUCAUGUCCGACGAAGGCGUCAUUCGUAUUGGAGGUCGACUGAGCAAUGCACAACAGUCAUUUGACAGCAAGCAUCAAAUUCUGUUGCCAGCAAACCAUCCGUUUUCGUUUCUCCUGGUGAAACAAUUUCACGAACGAAACCUCCAUGCACAUCCACAACUUCUUCUCACCCUUCUGCGCAACCGCUACUGGAUCAUAGGGGCCAGGAGCUUGGCGAGAAGGGUAGUCCACACCUGCGUCGCUUGCUUCAGAGCUCAACCAAAGAAACUGGAACAGUUUAUGGGCGAUUUACCUCGAACUCGUGUAACAGCAUCCCGGCCAUUCGCAGUAACAGGAGUUGACUACUGGGGACCAUUACUUCUUCGACCAGUUAACCGACGAUCAGCAGCAAGGAAGGCUUAUGUAGCAGUUUUUGUGUGCUUUUGCACUAAAGCUGUGCAUAUCGAAUUAGUGGUGGAUCUAACUACAGCAAAGUUUAUGCAAGCAUUUCGACGAUUCACUUCCCGCCGAGGAUUUUGUUCGGAAAUAUACAGCGACAACGGUCGUAACUUUGUUGGCGCCUCCAAUGAACUGCGAAAUUUCCUACGCAGCAGCAACUACAAACAAGCAUUUGCCAUCGAAUGCACCAGCAACAACAUCAAAUGGCACUCUAAUCCGCCGAAGGCCUCCCAUUUUGGCGGUUUAUGGGAAUCUGCCAUUUCAUCAGCUAAGAAGCAUCUUUUUCGAGUCCUGGGGCAACACAAGCUAGACUACGACGACAUGGAGACGUUAUUAAUCCAAAUCGAAGGUUGCCUCAACUCCAGACCCAUCAUUCCUAUCAGCGACGAUCCGUCUGACCUCCAGCCGCUCACACCGGGACACUUCCUACUUGGAUCGCCCUUGAAAGCAGUUCCGGACGUGGAUUUAUCAUCCAUUCCGUUCAACCGACUCCACCGUUGGCAACAGGUUCAAAAAAUCGUGCAGGACGUGUGGAAACGAUGGAGCUCUGAGUACUUAUCAUCGCUGCAACCGCGCACAAAAUGGCUAAAGCCUCCGGUUGUUAUUGAAAAGGGUAGGCUGGUGAUACUUCGUGACGAAAAUUCUCCACCCACGCACUGGCCUACAGCACGAAUCACGGAUCUACACCCUGGAGCGGAUGAGAUCACACGGUGA
This is a messenger RNA of Toxorhynchites rutilus septentrionalis, 5151 nucleotides long. RefSeq lists its product as uncharacterized. The record is from RefSeq and is a predicted model, not a curated record. The transcript has a single exon. The coding region runs from base 1 to 5151 and encodes 1716 amino acids. Gene Ontology annotation, molecular function: nucleic acid binding; zinc ion binding. Gene Ontology annotation, biological process: DNA integration. NCBI's taxonomy places the organism in Eukaryota, Metazoa, Arthropoda, Insecta, Diptera, Culicidae.